AUGCAGCUGAUAAGCGUUGUAGUGCUCGACCUUCCGCAACUAUACCAGAAGCCUUCCGGCACCGAGUUGGUGAGAGCAUUGGCUCUACUGAGUCUCCAGCCGCGCACAUUCGGCACAACCGCCGAUGUGGCCAAGGGUCCCGCCGUCCAGCCCGCGGGAGUGACUCGUUAUCUCACAUCCAUCAUCGCCAGCUCGCUGGCAUGGCUUGAGACCGACGAGCUGCGGGAGGCCAUCUGGGAUGCAGCCGGAGCAAGGCUCAGUGAGCGUUCUGGCCGAGCUGCCAUGCCGGCAAUGUCGCGCAUGUUCAACGUCCCUACCGCCUCGGGUGAAGAAUACAGCCUUACUCUACACGAACCCUCAAUCACGGCCGACAACCUGGGUAUGAAAACUUGGGUGUCUUCUUAUCUCCUCUCGCGCCGGCUCCACAGCCUCGAAUCGCCAGCGGCACUCGGACAAACGGCGACAUCUUCCACAUCUCCCCGGAAGCCUUUACGGGCACUUGAGCUUGGCGCUGGAACAGGACUCGUCGGUCUGGCAUUUGCGGCUCUCCGGGGUCAUUCGGCCACUGUUCACCUCACCGAUCUGCCGGAGAUUGUACCCAACCUCGCCCACAACGCUGCCUUGAACGUGGAACUCCUCGGAACGACUGGGGCGACUGUCACGACAGGGACACUGGACUGGUCGGUCGACCCAUCGCCCCUUCCUACCGAGGAGGAGCGGUUUGACUUGAUCCUUGCCGCCGACCCGUUGUACUCGCCUAACCACCCCAAGUGGCUGGUCAAUACUAUUCAACCUUGGCUCAGCCAUGGGCUCGGGGCGCGAGUGGUGACAGAAAUGCCAUUGCGAGACGCAUAUUUACCGCAGGUCAAGGAGUUCCGGCAGCGGAUGGGUGAGUUGGGCUUAGUGGUUGUGGAGGAGGGAGAAGAGAUCGGCUACGACGAUUGGGAAAGCGCCGAUGGAGGCGCGCUGGAGGUCAAAUGCUGGUGGUCGAUUUGGGGGUGGAGUGAGAAAGUAUAG
Penicillium olsonii is the source of this 1017-nucleotide messenger RNA. The record is from the annotation of a GenBank genome assembly. Lineage: Eukaryota; Fungi; Ascomycota; Eurotiomycetes; Eurotiales; Aspergillaceae.